Momordica charantia (bitter melon) is the source of this 6050-nucleotide messenger RNA. The record is from RefSeq and is a predicted model, not a curated record. NCBI's taxonomy places the organism in Eukaryota, Viridiplantae, Streptophyta, Magnoliopsida, Cucurbitales, Cucurbitaceae.
AAUAUGCUCGUCCCACUAAAUUGUUUAAUAGCAGUAAAAAGCCCGCGCAUAACCGCUUUCCAAACGCGCUGAAGAACCUGUACUCUACAGUCCCGAGCUCAGAGACGACGCAGAGAAAAAGAGAGAAGAAAUCAAAGUUGAAUCCCACAGAAAACUCUCUCCAAAAGCAAAAGCGAAAAAGUUUCAGACCCAACUUUUUCUUUUCUUUCUUUCUUUUUUUUUUUUGUUUGUUCGUCACAGACACCCAGUAAAGCGCCAUUUCCAAAAAGCAAACCAAGACUUCCAAUGUUCACCUCAUUAAGCAAAAUGGGGAAGAACAACAAGAAGAAGAUUGUGCAACAUAUAUACUCUGUUUCCGCGUCUUGCAGCACUCUUCCAUUCCUGACCCAUCUCGCUUCGCAACCAUGGCUGGAGAGAUCGUGGUCUCCGAGCCCAUUAUUGAAGCUGAACCAGCGCAUGCCACCUCCAUCACUAGGUCAAUUGCAAGCGGAAGCGGAAGUGGAAGCAACACUCGUGGGAUGGAUUAUAAUCCUGAGCCAUUCGAGAGUGAGAGAUUGCCCGUCUCCCUGGCUUCUGAGAUUCAGAGGUUUCUUCGAGUGGCGAAUUCGAUUGAGAGAGAGGAGCCUCGGAUUGCUUAUCUUUGUCGCUUUCAUGCAUUUGUGAUAGCUCAUAACCUCGAUCGAAAUUCAAAUGGGCGGGGAGUUCGGCAACUUAAAACCGCUCUUCUACAACGACUUGAGCAGGACGAAGAAGUUACAAUUCAGAAAAGGAAGGAAAAAAGUGAUGCUCGCGAACUUAGGCGAGUUUAUCAUACAUACAAGGAUUUCAUAAUAAAACAUGGUGGGGCGUUUGAUUUUGAUAACAGUCAUAGAGAGAAGUUGAUAAAUGCACGCAGAACCGCCUCUGUAUUGUAUGAAGUCUUGAAGACCCUCACAACUGCAGCUGCUCCUCAGGCACUUUCUGAAAGAGACGAUGCCCAUUUGAAGACAUUCUAUGUACCCUACAACAUUCUACCACUUGACCAUAGGAGCAUUCAGCAACCCAUUAUGCAGCUACCCGAGAUUAAAGCUGCAGUUGCGGCAAUUUCCAAUGUUCGUGGUUUACCUUCAGCCCAAGAUUUUCAAAAAAAUGGGCCCUUUACAGAUUUGUUUGAUUUUCUUCAGUGGAGCUUUGGCUUUCAGAGAGAUAAUGUGGCCAACCAGAGGGAGCAUUUGCUUCUACUCCUUGCUAACAUGCAAGCUCGACUUACAAAUAAGCAGACAUCUAGCUCAAAGUUAGGAGAUAACCCAUUGGAUGAAUUAAUGAGAAAGUUCUUCAAGAACUAUACACAUUGGUGCAAAUUUUUGGGGAGGAAAAGCAAUAUAAGGUUGCCUUAUGUGAAACAGGAAGGUCAGCAGUACAAACUUCUGUACAUUGGGCUUUACCUGCUUAUAUGGGGCGAGGCUGCAAACUUGAGAUUCAUGCCGGAAUGUCUCUGUUAUAUUUUUCACCAUAUGGCAUAUGAGUUGCACGGCAUGUUGACCGGUGCCGUAAGCUUGACGACAUGGGAGAAGGUCAUGCCAGCAUAUGGUGGAGGAACAGAGUCUUUCCUUAAAAAUGUAGUUACCCCUAUUUACACGGUCAUAAAAGAGGAAGCUGAGAAAAGCAAAAAUGGGUCAGCCAACUACUCUACAUGGAGAAACUACGAUGAUUUGAAUGAAUAUUUCUGGUCACCUGAUUGCUUUGAAUUAGGCUGGCCCCUGCGUUUGGACCACGAUUUCUUUUGUGUAAAAGAUUUAAAUAAAAAAAAUCCGAAGUUUCCCUUUUUCUAUCAUAAAAAAGUGGAAGAAAGAAAGACGGAAGGAAAUGAAGAUGCUGAACCAGUGGCUUCAAAGGGUGAAGUUGGUGAGCGGAAGUGGUUAGGAAAAAGCAAUUUUGUAGAGGUUCGUUCAUUUUUACAGAUCUUUAGGAGUUUCAGAAGAAUGUGGAGCUUCUAUAUUCUGUCCCUGCAGGCAAUGAUAAUUAUGGCAUUCAAUGAAUUGGAAACUCCACUUCAAUUAUUUGAUGCAGUCAUAUUUGAGGAUGUCUCUAGCGUUUUUGUUACAUCUUCAGUACUUAAAUUGCUGCAAGCAAUUCUUGAGAUUACAUUUACGUGGAAGGCCAGGCGGACUAUGGGGUUGUCUCAGAAAAGGAAAUAUCUGAUGAAGCUUGGUGUAGCAGUAAUAUGGACCAUUGUUCUUCCAGUUUGCUAUUCAUAUUAUAGGAGUAAAUAUACAUGUUACACAACGAAGAAAGGGAGUUGGGUUGGAGAAUGGUGUUUCUCUUCCUACAUGGUUGCUGUUGCAAUUUACCUAGUCAGCAAUGCAGUUGAUCUGGUUUUAUUUCUUGUUCCGGCAGUUGGCAGGUAUAUUGAGACUUCAAAUGGCCGUAUAUGCACUGUUUUGUCCUAUUGGACAGAGCCUCAAUUAUAUGUUGGGCGUGGAAUGCAGGAAAGCCAAGUAUCGAUGCUGAAGUAUACACUAUUUUGGGUACUUGUACUAUUAAGCAAAUUUUCCUUCAGUUACUAUUUUGAGAUUAAACCACUCGUAGAGCCAACAAAGAGAAUAAUGAAAAUUGGUGUGAAGAAAUAUGACUGGCAUGAGCUUUUCCCAAAAGUUAGGAGUAAUGCGGGUGCGAUUGUGGCUAUAUGGGCUCCUAUAAUAGUUGUAUAUUUUAUGGAUUCUCAAAUAUGGUAUUCUGUGUUCUGUACGAUCUUUGGUGGUCUAUAUGGGAUUUUGCAUCAUCUUGGUGAGAUUCGAACAUUAGGAAUGCUGAGAAGUAGAUUCCAUACCUUGCCUUAUGCAUUCAAUGCUUGCCUUUGCCCACCUUUGUUGAGAAGUGAUCAAAAGAAAAGAAAAGGUUUCUUCUUCAAUAGGUUUCAGGCUUCUGAAAACAAACAUCAUGGUCUUUCCAAGUUUGUUGUUGUAUGGAACCAAAUCAUCAAGAGUUUUCGACAUGAAGACUUAGUAAGCAACAGGGAGUUGGAUUUGAUGACAAUGCCAGUGUCGUCAGAAUUGUUUUCUGGUAUAGUUCGCUGGCCCGUUUUUCUCCUAGCAAACAAGUUUGUAACAGCUUUGAGCAUUGCAAAAGAAUUUGUUGGGAAGGAUGCCAAUCUGAUUAAAAAGAUUAAAAAAGAUGAGUACAUGUAUUCAGCUGUAAAAGAAUGCUACGAGUCUUUGAAGUACAUCCUUGAAAUCCUUAUCGUGGGAGAUCUGGAGAAGAGGGUCAUAUCUGCUCUGAUAAAUGAAAUUGAAGAAAGCAUCAAAAGAUCUAGUCUUCUUGAAGACUUCAAGAUGAGUGAGCUUCCAGCUCUACAUGAUAAAUGUAUCGAGUUACUAGAACUUCUGAUUCAAGGGAAUAAGAUGACUCGGGAAAGAGUUAUAAGAGUUCUCCAAGAUAUAUUUGAGCUUGUAACCAGUGAAAUGAUGACCGAUGGCUGCAGAGUACUAGAUCUGGUCUAUGCUUCUGAGCAAAUAGAGCACGACUUCAUUGAUUUUUCUAGACAUAUAGAACCACAACUAUUUGAAUCCUCGCCUAGCAAGGAAUCUAUUCAUUUCCCAUUGCCAGAAGAUGAUGACUCUCUCAUAGAACAGAUCAAGCGUUUUCAAUUGUUGCUCACUGUCAAAGACAGUGCAUUGGACAUCCCUGUAAACUUGGACGCUCGAAAGCGCAUUUCAUUCUUUGCAACGUCAAUGUUUAUGAAUGUACCCAAAGCCCCUAAAGUAAGCAAUAUGAUGUCAUUCAGCAUUUUAACUCCAUACUUCACGGAGGAUAUAAAUUUUUCAUUGGAAGAGCUUCACUCAAGCCACCAGGAAGUCUCCAUCAUAUUUUACAUGCAAAAGAUAUUUCCAGGAAAUAUACAGCAUAAAACUUCCUGGUCCGCCACACAUUGGAGAAGGGAAGCCUGAAAAUCAAAAUCAUGCCAUAAUUUUCACACGUGGUGAAGCUCUUCAAACAGUUGAUAUGAACCAGGAUAACUAUUUGGAAGAGGCGCUGAAGAUGAGAAAUCUUCUUCAAGAAUUUUUUCAACCCAAAGUACGGAAGCCUCCUGCAAUACUGGGUUUAAGGGAGCACAUAUUCACUGGAAGCGUUUCUUCCUUAGCAUGGUUCAUGUCAUAUCAAGAGACGAGCUUUGUCACAAUUGGUCAGAGAAUUCUUGCCAAUCCUCUCAGGGUACGAUUUCACUACGGACACCCAGAUGUAUUUGACAGGGUGUUUCACAUUACGAGAGGUGGCAUCAGCAAAGCAUCAAAAACCAUUAACUUGAGCGAAGAUGUUUAUGCUGGAUUUAACUCUACAUUACGUCGGGGAUAUAUUACAUACCAUGAGUACAUGCAAAUAGGAAAAGGCCGUGACGUAGGGCUGAAUCAGAUCUCCAAGUUUGAAGCUAAGAUAGCAAAUGGAAAUAGUGAACAAACUCUAAGCCGAGACAUUUAUCGCCUUGGGCAACGAUUUGAUUUCUUCAGGAUGCUAUCUUGUUAUUACACUACAAUUGGAUAUUAUUUCAGUAGCUUGAUAUCAGUACUUGGAAUUUAUGUUUUCCUCUACGGACAACUAUAUCUUGUUCUUAGUGGGUUGGAAAAAGCUCUUCUCCUUGAAGCUAGAAUGCAGAACGUCCGAUCUCUGGAAACAGCUCUUGCUUCACAGUCAUUUAUACAGCUUGGGCUCCUUACAGGCUUACCUAUGGUCAUGGAAAUUGGACUUGAAAGAGGAUUUCUUACAGCGCUCAAAGAUUUUGUCCUCAUGCAGUUGCAGUUGGCGGUUGUUUUCUUUACUUUUUCACUUGGAACAAAAACUCAUUACUUUGGCCGCACAAUACUUCAUGGGGGUGCAAAGUACAGACCUACUGGGCGUAAGGUAGUGGUCUUUUAUGCCAGUUUCACUGAAAACUACAGAUUGUAUUCAAGAAGCCACUUCGUUAAAGGAUUCGAGCUACUGCUUCUGUUGACUGUCUACGAUUUGUUCAGAAGAUCUUACCAGAGCAGCAUGGCAUAUAUGCUGAUCACUUACUCCAUUUGGUUCAUGUCAAUCACUUGGUUAUUUGCACCAUUUUUAUUCAAUCCCUCUGGAUUCAGUUGGGGCAAGAUAGUAGAUGACUGGAAAGAAUGGAAUAAGUGGAUUAAGCAGCAAGGUGGUAUAGGAGUUCAGCAGGACAAAAGUUGGCAGUCUUGGUGGGAUGAAGAACAAGCCCACCUUCGUCAUUCAGGACUUGUUUCCAGGUUGAUUGAAGUAUUUCUCUCAUUAAGGUUCUUCAUGUAUCAGUACGGGCUCGUUUAUCACCUUGACAUUUCCCAGCAUAGCAGAAAUUUACUGGUUUAUGUGCUUUCUUGGGCUGUGAUUGCUGCAAUUUUCUUACUGGUCAAGGCAGUAAACCUGGGGAGGCAGCAGUUCAGUGCCAACUAUCAUUUUUUAUUCAGACUAUUCAAAGCAUUUCUCUUCCUCGGCGUUCUAUCCGUAAUUAUUUCUCUAUCCGUCGUCUGUGAAUUAUCUCUGAAGGACAUGGUCAUCUGCUCUCUGGCCUUCCUACCAACUGGAUGGGGAUUGAUUUUGUUUGCACAAACUGUGAGGCCAAAAAUAGAGCACACUUGGCUGUGGGACUUCACCAGGGUUCUUGCCAAAUCAUACGACUACGGUAUGGGCGUCGUUCUCUUUGCACCUGUGGCUACUCUGGCAUGGCUUCCAAAUAUAUCAGACUUCCAGACUCGUUUCCUCUUCAACGAGGCGUUCAACAGGCACUUGCAUAUCCAACCAAUUAUUGCUGGCAAACAGAAGCACAAGUGAUGAUCAUUUGAGUGACUGAUUGUGUUUAAGUACAUAUUGUAUAGUCAUAAUGGUGAUAAAUCCUCCCACACAGAAAUUUUAACACUUUAGAAAUUUAUGUAGUUGGUAGUGAGUCAAGAUGGGAUAUAGGAAUACAAAGUUUAGAUGUCAAUGAUUUGAAUAGAGGAUCAGUAUAUUAAAUUGUACCAUAAAGCAUAGAUUCAUGUUUCAUAAAAUUCCAUAAUAAUGUUCUUUAAAGUGGCUUCAAACAA